CGUAGAAACGGCUAAAAGAAACGUUCAGCUGCUGGGAGUCUUCAGCUGGUCCCGCCAUGACGCCUUUAAACACCAACCCCCCUGUGCGCAAUCUCCACACAUGCUCGCCACUCAACAGGCCAAUCUGGAUGCCCGGCCCCUUUGCCACAUGCCCCUUGACCUUCUGCGGGUGGUAUAUAUAGUUAGCCAGGCGUUCAGAGUCCUCCUGCCAGCCAACAUGAAGGGCUUAGUCUCGAUCUGCUGCCUCGUCUCCUUGCUGUCUCUGGCAACACCAGAGGAGGAGGAGCUGCUGGACUCUAUUCUAAGAGACAGAUCUCACAUUGAGGAGACGCUAAGACUGGCAGCAUUAGAUACCUCAGGAGACUAUGCAGCUGCUCUACAGAGACUGAGGAAGAUCUACCACAACUCCAUCCGGCCCAUGGAGCAGGCGUAUAAAUAUAAUGAGCUCAGACAACACGAGAUCUCAGCCUAUCCCGGACGCACCCUGGGGGAUUCGGCCACAGAUGGCGAGAUUACCUCUAAACCCAUGGUUCUGUUCCUUGGUCCUUGGAGUGUUGGCAAGUCAUCAAUGAUCAACUAUUUACUCGGACUUCGGGACACUCCUUAUCAAUUAUACACAGGAGCCGAGCCCACCACCUCUGAGUUCACAGUGAUCAUGCACGGGGAGAAGAUCCGCUCGGUGGAGGGGAUAGUAAUGGCUGCAGACAGCUCUCGCUCUUUCUCUCCUCUGGAGAAGUUUGGUCAGAACUUUCUGGAGAAGCUGAUCGGUAUAGAGAUGCCUCACAAGCUGCUGGAGCGCGUUACCUUCGUGGACACGCCUGGAAUUAUAGAGAACCGCAAGCAGCAGGAGAGAGGUUAUCCAUUCAACGAUGUGUGUCAGUGGUUCAUAGACCGUGCAGAUUUAAUCUUUGUAGUAUUUGACCCGACUAAGCUUGAUGUUGGUCUGGAACUGGAGAUGCUCUUCCGGCAGCUGAAAGGUCGGGAAUCCCAGAUCCGUAUCAUCCUCAACAAGGCCGACAGCCUGGCCACUCAGGAUCUCAUGCGGGUUUACGGCGCUUUGUUCUGGAGCUUGGCGCCUCUCAUCAACGUGACGGAACCCCCGCGGGUCUACGUCAGCUCGUUCUGGCCCUACGAUUACGCCGCCGACACCAGCCGCGAGCUCUUCAAGCGCGAGGAGAUCUCCCUCCUGGAGGACCUGAACCAAGUCAUCGAAAACCGCCUGGAAAACAAGAUCGCCUUCAUCCGCCAGCACGGCAUCCGAGUGCGAAUCCACGGGCUCCUCGUAGACCGCUACGUUCAGACCUUCAAGGAGAAGAUGAGCUUCUUCAGUGACCCCGAGCUGGUGUUCAAAGAAAUCGUGGACGACCCCGACAAGUUCUACAUCUUCAAGUCAAUCCUGGCGAAGACCAACGUCAGCAAAUUUGACCUUCCCAACCGCGACGCUUAUCGUGACUUCUUUGGCAUCAACCCAGUGUCCAGUUUUAAACAGCUGUCGGCCCAGUGCUCGUAUAUUGGGGGCUGUCUUCUGGACAAGAUCGAGAGGGCCAUUACUGCUGACCUGCCUGGUCUUCUCAGCAGCAUCAACUCUGGUAAGAACCCAACCCUGUCCUCCUGCGAGGCCACUGGCUGCGGGGAGAAGCCUAAAAACCGCUACCGACGAGGAAACUGAGGAAGGAGAGAGGAGGGAAGGGAGGGUAUGGUAUGGUAUGUUCAUAUACAGUAUAUACAGGGGUUGGUCAAUGAAACUGAAACACCAGUCAUUUUAGUGUGGGAGGUUUCAUGGCUAAAUUGGAGCAGCCUGGUGUUCAAUCUUCAUUAAUUGCACAUUAUUGCACCAGUAACAGCAGAGUGUAAAGAUUGGUUCAAUUAGCAGGGUAAGAGCACAGUUUUACUCAAAAUAUUGCAAUGCACACAACAUUAUGGGAUAUAUACCAGACAUACCAGAGUUCAAAAGAGGACAAAUUGUUGGUGCACGUCUUGCUGGAGCAUCUGUGACCAAGACAGCAAGUCUUUGUGAUGCAUCAAGAGCCACGGUAUCCAGGGUAAUGUCAGCACACCACCACGAAGGAUGAACCACAUCCAACAGGAUUAACUGUGGACGCUGUAAGAGGAAGCUGUCUGAAAGUGAUGUUCGUGUGCUAACCCGGAUUGUAUCCAAAAAAACAUAAAACCACGGCUGAUCAAAUCACGGCAGAAUUCAAUGUGCACCUCCACUCUCCUGUUUCCACCAGAACUGUCCGUCACCACAAUCAAUUAUUGUGCUCUAAAACCAGGUGUUUCAGUUUCAUUGUCCAUCCCCUGUAGUUAAAUAUAUAUUUAUAGAUGUAUAUUUGCACCGAUCAAGCCUAUACAUAUUGUGCAAAUGUUUUAGGCACCUGUGGGAAUUUGUAGUAAAAGGCUUCUUAUCUGUGUUAUUUCUAGUUCUUAUCAUAUCAACAACUGGUUUGGUAAAUUACUGGUAAAAGUGGUAAAUCAGGUGAGCUGCUGACAGAACUGAACAUAAUAUACACGUGCUGGCUGAGGAGCAUCCAGGAGAAAUCUGGAAUCUCUACACUUUGUUCUUCAGCUCGGCGUUUUACUGUAUUUAUGUUUAUUUGCAUCUGUUCAAAUCAUAUGUGGUGCUUUUUUCAGGCAAAAACACUCAUAUUGCUGAGAUAAAUUAAUUAGUGUAAUUUGCUUAGGUGCCUAAACCCUUUGCACAGUACUGUAACAUUAUGGAUUAUCCUUUUUAUCAGGUCCACUGAACCUAAAUCUGUUUCUCUGCAUUCUUUUAUCAAUAAUAUCCUGCUUUUAUCCUUUUAUUUUUCACUCCUUUUUAUUUUUACUUCAUAAUGUUAUGCUUGAUCAGUUAAUUCUAUUCUAGACGCAUAGUUGUGGUCAGAAGUUAUAUUAUCGAGACAGGAGAUCAUUCUCUGUUUCUUCAGAAAUUAAGUAUAUUAAAAAUAGUUUAUCCUGCUUUUGUUGGAGUAACAGGUCUCUACAGACCAGAAAAGACUUCUUCAGCUUGUUGGUUUUAGAACAUUGCUGUGAGGAUUUGAUUGUAUUCAGCCACAAGAGCUCAAGUGUGGUCAGAAAGUUGGAUGAUUUAAAAAAAAAAAGUUAAUAUUCAUAAAGUUUUAAAAGUCCAGAAAUCAUUUUUUUUUUUGGUAUAAACCUGGUUUUUAAUUACAUUUUCAUGCAUUUUGGCAUCAUGCUCUCCUCCACCAGUCUUACACACUGCUUUUGGAUAACUUUAUGCUGCUUUACUCCUGGUGCAAAAAAUUCAAGCAGUUCAGUUUGGUUUGAUGGUUUGUGAUCAUCCAUCUUCCUCUUGAUUAUAUUCCAGAGGUUUUCAAUUUGGAAAAAUCAAAGAAACUUAAAAUUUGUACAUUUUUUAGCCUAAUGUGUCCAACUUGUCCAAGCUUUUUAGGUCACUGUCAUGUUAUGUUAUGUCAUGGACCCAACUCUGCCCAACCUUCCAAGCUGAUGGUUUAAACUCAUGCUGUAAAAUCCUAUAGGUAGUCCUCCUACUUUGUUAGUCUAGGCACUAUGUGCACCAUCAUCAUCAGCCCCAAAGAAUAAUGCUACCUCCACCAUGCUUAAUAGUUGGCACAGUGUUCUUGGAGAUGAAUGCCUCGCCUUUAUUCCACCAAAUGUACCUCAGUUGGGUAAUUGUGGCCUGACUUUUAGAUUGUGUUACAUGUAAUAUUUAGCACCAGUGAAUUAAUACAUUUAAACUAGGUGGUUGCAUAUCCAAAUAUACAAUAUGAUUUCAGAAAACCGCUAAUUUAAAAUUUGCCAACCAAAUUCUUGUGCUUUUACCUUAUUUUGAUGUUUAUUUUAAACAAAAAAACAACAUUACCAUGACAUUUAUCUGUACCACUUUAAUAUAAGACUACCUUUAUAAAGGGUUUAUAAAUGGUUUACAAUUAGUUUAUUAAUGGUUACUAAUUAGGUUGUAAAUGCCUUAAAAACAUUAAUAAUCAGUUAUAACACAUACAUAGAAAAUGACCUGUUGUUUGCCAAAUAGUGAACCCACAGCCAUCUAUCUAUAUUGUUGCUCUAUCUACAUAUGUGUUAUAACUGAUUAUUAAUUUACAACCUAAUUUACAACCUAAUUAGUAACUAGUAAUAAACUAAGUGUAAACCAUUUAUAAACCCUUUAUAAAGGUAGUCUUAUUUUAAAGUGGUACCCAUUUAUCUACAUGAUCCCAAUUAUCAUGCCCAAAAAACAUAUAUGUAUGUCUGCAGGGGUCACUGACGGGAUCAGCAGGGGGUUAAACAUGGACCCCCUAUUUAGAACAAUAUAUAAACUUCUUACCACAACUACGGGUCCAUCUCAGAGGCUCUUUGGGUUUAUUUUUAAGGGUUUUGGGGACUGAAUGGGAGAUUCUGUAGAUUUCAUGAAAGGAUAAAUACAAUUCUUACGUUAUAUUUUUUUGGGCACUGCUUUUAUGGAAUGUCAUAAAUUAAGCAUGAACAUGCGACAUACACAUGAAAAAAAGCUGAAACAUGUUAAAGAACAAAGCUGUUUAGUUUUUUACACAAAGUGUCUAAAAAAAAAAAAAGAAGUGAACAAUGGAUUUGUGAGAUGACAUUUUCCCCAAAGGUGUUGUUUUAUUUUUCACUUUUAUACAUAAAAAAACUAGAUUAGAUUUCUUUCUCCUGUGAUAUUUUACUUGGUAAAACCCCCAUCAUGCUGCAUGUUAGAUUAUACGAGUCUAGGUUUAGGUCAUAAAAAGUGUGUCACGAUGUCUCGUUUCUAUUUAUUCACUUUUUAACUCUUUCUUGAUAAAAUGUAUGUGUUUACAGUUCUGUCCUGUUUCAUAUUCUUGUUUUAAAAUUCAUUUUAUUAGGCCUUUUUGUUUCCUGUGCUUGCCUUACUGGGGGAAAAACAUCUUGAUUGUCAAACAUUUAAUGUAAGUUAGAAACAUAUUUGCCCUUGUAUUAUAAGAUCCAAAAGUCUAUGUAAUUUACUGGGAAGUAAAUAAAAAGUGUAAUAUGAAUCUCCAAGUGAUUUGACAGCAAUAAACGUUUUUUGUGAUCAUAA
This is a messenger RNA of Astyanax mexicanus (Mexican tetra), 5029 nucleotides long. RefSeq names its product sarcalumenin (gene srlb). The record is from RefSeq and is a predicted model, not a curated record. The transcript has 7 exons. Gene Ontology annotation, molecular function: GTP binding. The coding region runs from base 101 to 1669 and encodes 522 amino acids. NCBI's taxonomy places the organism in Eukaryota, Metazoa, Chordata, Actinopteri, Characiformes, Acestrorhamphidae.